CCCGGACAUUCAGUUAUUUCGCCAGCUUCCGGAGUUCGGUCAUCAUCAGAGUUAAUUGAAUUGGUUUAGGGAAAAAGGGGUGCAGUUAGUAAGAGUUAGUUGGUGGUUUGUGAGCAAUCUGGAUCUGCAUUUGCAUAGGAUGGAUAAGAUUUGUCGCAGUCAGCUGCCGGAUUCAUCGUCAUCUCCCCCACUGAGUGGAAUGAAUUUCCACAACUUUGACGAGGAUCUCAUGUCGGAUCUGCCGUCGUGUGUCUACGCCAACCACCAGCUGGGCGCGGUGGCGACGGCAACCAGUGGCAAUUCCGGGGCGAAUCUGCGGUUGAACACCAACAGCCUGCGGCAGAUUCAGCACCAGUAUUUGCAUCACACCGACUGUCUGGACUCGCCCAACUCGGUCAGCCCGUCGAUGUCCACGUCCAUCGGCAGCCAUCCGUACAACACGGCCCCGUACAAAAUCCAACGUCAGCCGACGUCCAACGUCCGAGAGCGCAAACGCGUCCUGCGAUCCGCACCAAAUGGAAAAAACUCUGCCAGGGAUUCACUUAGCAGCAUAAACUCAGCGUUUGAUGAACUGCGCGUCCACGUGCCCACUUUCCCGUACGAAAAGCGCCUCUCAAAAAUCGACACCCUGCGGCUGGCCAUCGCAUACAUUGCCCUGCUCCGGGAGGUCCUGGAAGCGGAUUACGACCCGCUGACCUAUGUCGAAAAGUGUCUCCGGGGUGAGAUCAAAGCAGAUCGUGCCCACUGGAAUACGAGUGAUUUAACCGCCCGGCUGUCCUGGAUCAACUGGGAAAAUCUGGGCGUCCAUCCGGGCCGACGCACGAUUCUGACCUCGCUGGCGCUGGGUUCCUCCUCGGAGAGCAUGGGCUGUGGCCCGCCGCCACACCUCAUUUGAACGGAACCGUUCGAAAGUUGUCCAGCGCCCGGCUGGACCUUUCCGCCAUAUUGAAGAAUAAGAAGAAGCAGAAGAAUAAGCAGUCGCUAAGAGCAAGAUCAGCCAGUUUUAGAUCAGUCAGGAGUUUUGCUCCACUAGAGUGAAUUUUUCUAGUCAUUGUGAGGUUAUUAUAGUGUAGAUUUAAGAUCAUUUGCAUGUGAUAUAUUAUUGCAAGCAUUUGUUUUAUUUUAUUUAUUAUUAUUCGGGUAUCUUUUGUUAUUUUUUUAUAAUAAAAAAA
This is a messenger RNA of Culex pipiens pallens (northern house mosquito), 1172 nucleotides long. RefSeq names its product basic helix-loop-helix transcription factor amos (gene Fer2). NCBI's taxonomy places the organism in Eukaryota, Metazoa, Arthropoda, Insecta, Diptera, Culicidae. Gene Ontology annotation, molecular function: DNA-binding transcription factor activity, RNA polymerase II-specific; protein dimerization activity; RNA polymerase II transcription regulatory region sequence-specific DNA binding. Gene Ontology annotation, biological process: developmental process; regulation of transcription by RNA polymerase II. The transcript is spliced from 6 exons. Bases 140 to 895 code for a protein of 251 amino acids. The record is from RefSeq and is a predicted model, not a curated record.